AUGGCGAACCGAGGCUCGUGCGCGGCGGCGGCGGCGAUCUUGCUCAUGCCGCUGGGUUUCUUGGUGCUGUCCGUGCGUGGAGAGACGCUGCUAUCUGCGCCGCUGAACGUGACCAUACGCGAGAUCGAGGUGAAUUCGGCUGUGGUCACGUGGGAGAUCCUGGAGGGGGACCCCGUCAUCGGAUUCGCCAUUACACAGCAGAAGAAGGACGUGCGGAUGCUGCGCUUCAUCCAGGAAGUGAACACCACCACGCGCUCCUGUGCCCUGUGGGACCUGGACGAGGACACCGAGUACAUCGUGCACGUGCAGAGUGUCAGCAUGGGAGGCAGCAGCCCUCCCAGUGAACCCGUGCUCUUCCGGACGCCCAAGGAGUCCGAGAAACUGGCCUCGCAGAGUCCAGGUGAAGAGGACUUCGCACACGCGGCACAGCUCCGGGCCGGCGAGCUCAUCAUCAUCGUGGUGGUGCUGGUGAUGUGGGCAGGAGUGAUCGCCCUCUUCUGCCGUCAAUAUGACAUCAUCAAAGACAAUGAGCCCAACAACAACAAGGACAAAGCCAAGAACUCCUCAGAGUGCAGACUGUUCCUGAAACCAACCGAAAGCCAUCACCAAACCACCAUUGUCUUGACAAACUGCUACCAUCAACCCGACGGCGGACUCAACUCCAUGAAGUGA
Messenger RNA from Knipowitschia caucasica, 672 nucleotides. The record is from the annotation of a GenBank genome assembly. NCBI's taxonomy places the organism in Eukaryota, Metazoa, Chordata, Actinopteri, Gobiiformes, Gobiidae.